This is a messenger RNA of Boleophthalmus pectinirostris (great blue-spotted mudskipper), 2408 nucleotides long. RefSeq names its product transmembrane serine protease 4a (gene tmprss4a). Gene Ontology annotation, molecular function: protein binding; serine-type endopeptidase activity. NCBI's taxonomy places the organism in Eukaryota, Metazoa, Chordata, Actinopteri, Gobiiformes, Gobiidae. The transcript is spliced from 12 exons. Gene Ontology annotation, cellular component: membrane. Gene Ontology annotation, biological process: proteolysis. The coding region runs from base 223 to 1686 and encodes 487 amino acids. The record is from RefSeq and is a predicted model, not a curated record.
UUUUGAAAGGCCAUUUUGAAGAAGGCCAUACUUUCAAUUUGGGGACUGAUUUUCAGCUCUAAAUAGAAGAAAAGAAGAUCUGUGGAAUCUUUAGUCAAAGGCGGAGGAGGAGUGACAAGCAAGGAGAAACAGCAAAGAUUCCAACCAAGUGCAGGGCUCUGCUUGCUGUGCUAAGUGGUUUAUGAGGUGCUGCUAAUUUUUUUUGAAAAAGACAACUGCAUCAUGUGGACAACUGCCCAUUUGCCUGAGGAGAGCACACGACCAUUGAAUCCCAACAGACAGCCAGUGGUUCCAAAGCCAGGGCGUCACAGAAGACCCAUGACGGCUGUAAAUCCCCAAACAGUGAAGACUUCUAAGAGAAAGAAAGUAUGGCUCACCAUCCUGGCCGUGGUGGUGUGUGUUGCUAUACUGGUAACAGCAGGAUACUUCACAAAAGUUCUCAUAGACAGCAAGUACUUUUUUUGCAAGCGCUCAUUUAAGUUCAUCCCGAUUGAUCAAGCCUGUGAUGGGAAGAGUGACUGUGCAGGAGGGGAAGAUGAAGUUCCCUGUGUGUCAACAUUUACCGUCAACAGCACAUUUCCAGUGAGGCUGCUGACAGCCAACAGUGUCCUGCAGGUGUAUAGUCCUGGCACAGGGUGGAGAAGUGUUUGUAGCGAUGGUUGGACUGCGGAGCACACACAAACUGCAUGUAAACAACUGGGAUACACAAAGGAACCAAGUAGUAGUACUGUGCCAGUGACGUCGCUCCCAGUACAAUUUAGAGUGGGGCCAUUCACAGCAGUCAGAUCUGGAACUGGAAAUACCCAAGUUCAUCAGGCUACAAAUACCAGAAACGGAGUGUGCCAAACAGGCUCUGUAGUGGCUCUGUCAUGUUCAGAUUGUGGGCGGGUGGACUCUAGAGAGCGGAUUGUGGGAGGCACGGACACGGUGAUUGAACAUUGGCCAUGGCAGGUGAGCCUGGUACAGGGCGGGCAGCACACGUGUGGAGGCGCACUAGUGGCACCACAGUGGGUUGUCACUGCAGCCCAUUGUUUUGCUGGGUCAGUAAAAUAUAAAAUAAGUUCAGCCUUUGCAUACUCUCUGCAUAGAUUGACAUGGCGGCCUUUUGUUUGCAGGAGUAAAAAUGAGCUAAGUCGCUGGAAAGUGGUGUCAGGCAACACCUACCUGGGCUCUCUGGGGGGUUCCUCUGUGGAGAGGAUCAUAAUCAAUGGACAAUACGAUGAAGCUCGUAAUGAUUACGACAUAGCCAUGAUGAGACUCUACAGCCCCAUAACAGUAGGAGAGUUUCGCAGGCCUGUUUGUCUACCACCAAAAGCUUUUGACCUUAGUGAUGGAGCCAUGAUGUCUGUAACAGGUUGGGGUUACCUAGAGGAAGAUGGUAAGGUUUCCUCUAGACUUCAGCAGGCUUCCAUUCCACUGAUUGAUCGGACCAAAUGCUCCAGUCCUUAUGUUUAUGGUAGUGCCAUAACAGAGCGAAUGUUGUGUGCGGGGUACCUGGAAGGGGGCGUGGAUGCUUGCCAGGGGGACAGUGGGGGGCCGCUGGUGCACACCAGCUCCUCUCAAUACUACCUGGUAGGAGUGGUGAGCUGGGGAGUGGGCUGUGCCAGGAGGGGAAAACCAGGUGUAUACUGUGAUGUGGAAGAGAUGAUGAAUUGGAUCAAUACAGUCAUUGAGAAAAAUCCUUGAACCUUGCCCUGGUCCAAUGUGAACCCAUUGCAGCAUUUCAUUCAUUCAGCAAAAAAAAACCUAUUUAUCACUUGCUUACAGACUAUGCAUAUCCUGUCAUACACAUUUUAUUUGCCAUACCAACAUAAAUUCUCAGGGGAGAUGUGUUGUUUUUGAGGCUCAUCAGAUGAAAUUUUGAGGGAUUUAGUGCCAUAACAUUCUACCACAUUCACGUAUGAUCACAAACAUUUCUCCACUCAUGUCCAAGCAAAGCAUCAUUUUUGCUAAAAUAACUGAUGCCAAUUGUGCUGUUAGGUUUCUGUGUACCUUAAAGCACAAUUGACUUACAUGAGCACUUUACAUGAGCCAUGAAUUACUUGAUUGUACUGCUUGUGAAGCUUUCUUAAUAUGCACUGAGGUUUACAGAUUAAAAAUAUUUGCCAUGUUGCAGAGUGCAAUGAAAGACUUGUGUAAGAACAGGAAUUCUGUGCACUGAACCUUGUAAGAGAUUAGGAAUAUAAGUAAUAAUUGUUGUGUAUAUUUGUAAAUUAUUAUGAAUAACUUAAAGGAAAUGUAUUGUUUAUUACAAAAUGGUUGAACAAACUUUUAAGGUUUACAUGUUAAAUGCACUUGUAAAUAUUUUUUCUUAAAAAAAUUUAAAUACUGUACAUUUGUUGUGAUGGUGUUUGUUUAUGUUAUUUGGUUUCUGGCUUUUCUCAGAAUUAAACAUUAAUUUAUCAGAA